Molecule: messenger RNA, 650 nt
Organism: Salvelinus sp. IW2-2015
Lineage: Eukaryota; Metazoa; Chordata; Actinopteri; Salmoniformes; Salmonidae
Source: RefSeq, a predicted model, not a curated record
AAUUCUUGGUUUAGAACCUGUGCGUUCAUGUUGUUUCAAUGUCAGUGAAAAAAACGUGAAUAUUGUAUAUAAUGAAUAUUAUAAGGUCGUCGGUUUACCGGUUUCGUGGAUUGAUAUGUUCCACAAGCAGGAUUUUUGCACUACAGCUUCCAGGAUCCAGUGGCGCCCAGCCGCGAUCACUGAGUGGUUGGGUUCUGUCCCGGGCCAGUGUACCUCCCCUGACUUCUCGGUGUGGUCCUCUCACAUCACAGCAGAGGGGGCAGGAGUGUUCCAGCAACUCCCCUGGCACCACCAGCAGGUUCGCACAGGGAAGCGGGGCACAGAGUACCAGCCCAAGAAUAUAAAGCGGAAGCGGACCCACGGCUGGAUCAAGAGGAUCAGCACGCAGGGUGGCAUCGAGGUGAUUCUCCGUAGGAUGCUAAAAGGACGGAAAUCCCUCUCACACUAAGCACCCAAUGGACUAUUUAGCCAGUAAACUUAUCAAAGUUGUGGUGCAAAGGUGCCCAGGUUUUACUACCAAGUGGAAGAUGCCAAAAAAAUAGGCACGAAACGUGGCGAUGCCUUCCAAUUAUGUAGGCAACUCCAUGCACAUUUACAUUAAAACAUUCCCUUUACAAGUAAGAAUGUUGAAUAAACUUCAUUUGAUCUUA